This is a messenger RNA of Boeremia exigua, 915 nucleotides long. RefSeq lists its product as uncharacterized. The coding region runs from base 195 to 827 and encodes 210 amino acids. The transcript has a single exon. The record is from RefSeq and is a predicted model, not a curated record. NCBI's taxonomy places the organism in Eukaryota, Fungi, Ascomycota, Dothideomycetes, Pleosporales, Didymellaceae.
CUGACGGGACGUCUGAGUGAUGACCAGAGCGAUGCAUAACGGGCCUGCGGGAGACCAGGAGGUACUUUGCAGCGAGAGGGUGUCGUGCAACCAUCCAUGGACAGUAACGUUAUUGAUGCUGUGCUCUGCAGCAGAGCGAUAUGCAGCGAGCGGGAUGCGAAUGUCAGCCCAGGCCCGCCUUAUCGCAGUGGUAAAUGUCAACGCUCCCCACGUUGCUCGCCAAAGGCAAAAGCAAUGAAGACGGCUGUGACAGCUCGGCUAUCACCCCUGCAAGACAUGGUGGCUGGUUGAGUAAAACCACAGCCGUAAAGUGUUGCACCCCAGAGAUUGCAUCCACAAAAUUACUUGGAGACACGGAAAGCGAGGGAAAUAAAGAAAUGAAUCAACCACGCCUUGCGGUGGAACUCAAAAACAAACCCCAUCCUUGCGAUCCUGGCGGUGCACGCGGCAGAGCUGCAGGCAUUGUACGCGCAAUGUCGUCGACGACUCAUCAUGAUGUACAUUGUAUGGCCGGCAACUCCGUCAAUGCCCGACAGAAGAGAAAAACGAGCCGUCUGCAUAUCCAACAUGUCAACAUUUGGCAUGUCCAUCCGCAAUUGCUGCGAGCUGUCACGAUGGCAGGCGAGCACAAGCUCGCGAAUGUUGCCGCCCAAGUCAUUCGCUCCACAUGCUGCUUUUCGCACACCGCAACAGCGUCGGUUCGCGAUUGCAGCGCAUUGGGCAUGAUUGCCGCUUUCGAGUGUCUGUGUGCCGUGUCCAAUAUUAUCGUGCAGUCAUUGCGGUGGCCGCCCCUUCCGACUGUCACAGGCGUAGGCGACCGCCCAUGACACGAAUCGUGCUGUCAGUCUUCAAGAGGGUCGAAGACGAGCGUGAUGGAGCGGUGUUGGAGGUUGUUGGUGGUGUUAUACAUCUGGU